AGAGCCAGGACGCAGACUACCGCUACAAAGGUGACGAUGGGUCUGUUUCUACAUGCGAAAGAGCUGAAUACAGAUGGUUUUGGGGUGCUGUGCGGAAGGCACAUGAAAGGGAAAGGUGAGAGCUCCGGGCGGAGGAUAGGGAACGAGUGCCAGGCCUGCACUCAGCGGGCUGCCCGGAAGUGCGAGGAGAGAAGAGAAAAGGGGGUGCUGCUCUCUUGGGGCUGCACGACCAAGACUGCAACAGAGGACCACGUCCGGCCAGGACCGCGGCAUGUCAGCCCCACAGGUUCCGCGGAAGGCGGGGCUGCGCGCACCGGAAGGGGCGGUGCUUCGGAAAAGAGCCCUGUGCGCGGCUCUCUCGAGAACAGUGGAGAGCGGAAGCGCAGUCUGUACAGGAUGCGGUUCCUGGUUGCGUUACUCCUGCUGAGUGUCGCAGCGGCGGCCUCGCCGACCGCACCGCCGUCAAACCAAAAUCAGAACCCCAACACCAGGGAAGAAACUGCUACAUCUCAGCCUUCUACAGACAACGGCGGCGACCACAGCCCUUCCCCCGGCACCCAGCUGUCUAAUCGGGAAGAUCCACGCUCUCCGUCGGAGUCCAGGCAACCAUCCGAGAGAGACCAGGGCAGGUCGGAGACUCAGCAGCAGUCCCCCAGACAAGACUCAGAGAAGUCGGAAACCCAGCAGACCCCGAAACCAGAACCCAGCAGUUCGGAAGCUCAACAGCAGACCCCAAAGAAACCAGACCCCGACGGGUCGGAGACGCAGCAGCAACUGAAUCCGGACCCUAACAGAUCGGAUAUGCAGCACUCCCGGAAACCAGACCCUGACAAGCCGAAAGCUCAACAGCAGCCCCCAGAGAAACCAGACCCUGACAAAUCGGAGGUGCAACAGCAGCCCCCGGUACACGUCCCCAGUAGGUCAGAAGUGCAGACACAGACUCCAAAACAAGAUCCUGGCAAGUUGGACUCAGUGCAGCAGUCCACACAAGAACACUCCAAGCCCUUAUCUAACCCCUCUGGUAACAAGGGGACCUCUGAGAUUGACAAAACCCGACUACCUGAAAAGGGAGAGACCUCACUUCAUGCUUCCAAGACUGAACUGACAAUCGACUCUGACCUCUCUGCACCUGGGCAGGAGGGAGAAGACAAAUCUUCAGAAACUACUCAGGAUGUGGAGCCCAAGGAGGCCGAAGAAGGUGAUACAGGGCCAGAGGAGGGAUCGCCUCCUGAAGAAGAGAAAGAAAAGAUGUCAGGGCCUGUCUCCAGUGAGAACCGGGAAGGGACACUUUUGGAUUCCAUGAACAGUGAGAAGGAUGACCUGUAUAAGAACAAUCUUGGAAGUGCCAGUGCAGAGAGCAGUCACUUCUUUGCAUAUCUGGUGACUGCAGCCAUUCUUGUUGCUGUUCUGUAUGUUGCCUAUCACAACAAACGGAAGAUCAUUGCUUUUGCCCUGGAAGGAAAAAGAUCCAAAGUCACUCGACGACCAAAAGCGAGUGACUACCAGCGUUUGAACCUAAAGCUUUGAUUUAUAACUGCAAGAACCUUGUCCUCCCUGCUGAUUUGUUUCCAAAUCAAGAAAAAUGAAGAAAAAAGUAAUGUGACCUCCAGUGGGGUUUGACAGCAAGUCUUGCAGAGGUGGGGGCCAUUGCUUUGGGUUUUGCACCUGCACUUUGGUGGCAUUGUACUUCUGUGUUCCCUGUAUUUAUCCUGGUGUGUUCCAUCCAUCCUUUCCUUCUCCGAGGGAGCGUGUGGAAACAUGGCUAUGACCAAAGGGACACCCCAGGCCUGGGCAGGCUACACUGCUGUCUACCUUCCCUUGUGUUGGCUUCGUGGCUGUGCAGUAAGUUAGCCCUUAACCUUGGCAUUGCUCUGCGCUACUUACCUUUGCAGAUGUAGGAGAAAACUGCAAGUAGAGAUACCUAAGGGGUGUAGAAGAUGGUGAAGUACUAGAAGGCAGAGGUCUACUUAGAGCACAUAAUUCUCUACAGAGGCUUCAACAGCAACCCCAAACAGGUUAAAAGGUGCUUUAUUGCCUGCAAGUCUGACCCACUUAGCAUAAGUUCUCCAUGUUUUUCUGAUAGUGUAUUUUGUAUCACUUGGGACAAAGCAAAUCCACUUCUGUCUGGUAGUACUGAACACAAAACUGAGCCUGAGGUUUCUGUAAGGGAAGCCACUGUUCCCAUCAGAAUUUUUACAAAUGUGGUUGCACUUGUUGAAAUAGGAACUUUAAAAAGGGCAAGUUCAUGCUCUCUGAAAGAAAACAUGUAAGAGGGUUUUGGUCUGGAUUUUUUUCAAGGGCCUUUAUGAAACAAGUUUCCCAGAUACUCUAUUUUGCCUUUAUUGCCUAAAAUAGACAAAACAGAUUUAUAUAUAGAAACUAACUCCACUCUCUGUCCAUUUUACCUUAAUCUCCUUAAUGGUCUUUUCAUCUAAGAUGCCAAGGAUAAUUAGUAAAAAUUCUGCCAUCCCAUGUCAAGGGUCAUUAAAUUUUUUAAAAUCCAGUGGGCUCCCUGGGUUACCUUAGAGUAGUGUCUUGGGUCACACGUUGGUUUCAAGUUUUAUUUUAGUCUGUUCUAGUCGAGCUGCCCUAGGACUGAGAGGCUGGAGGGUCAGUAGCUAAUCUCAGGGAUGUGCCAGGAAUGUCGGAGGGGAGGAAAUACAUGAGUUUGGUGCUGUGGAAGAAGUCUAUCUGAAGAAGAGACCAUCCUGAUUGCUUCAGUUUCCCACCUGGCUGACAGCAGCCCAUGGCUCAGAGUUGAAGUUUUCACUGUUGGCCGGUAGCACAAGAUGGAGCAGAGGAGUGGGUGCAUAGUCUCCUUGGCAUCAUUCCCUCUACUUGUGCAGUCUUUUUUCUUUUUUUUGAUACCGGGGAUCGAACUUGGGUCCUUGGGCUUGCGCAGCAGGCAGUGAAACCACUGAGCUAAAUCCCCGGCCCCUGUGCAGUCUUAACGUUAUUUUCUUCCAACCAGAGGAAUUCUCUCAGGCUUCUCCAGCAUUCGCUCAGACACUAGUUAUUUUAUUCCCCUCUCUGCCUUCCCAAACUGUCUUCCCUCCUCUAGUGUUUUCUGUUUGUGCCCAUCUUCAGUGGCACCUUCCCUCUGGCCCUUAUGCAUGCCCAGAUUUCCCCAGCUCCCACCCAUGCUAUUUGUCAUUCUGCUAUUCUGCUGCUCCAGAAGUGUUGCUUUGCCAUUAGUUCUCUUCGUGGCUUUUGCAUACAUUAUUCACUUUGGUCCCUGUCUUUCUUUUGUUUCCAAGGGUUAGGCACUUAUCAGAUCACCAAAUCCAAUGGCUCAUUCUCACAGUGUGGUCUUGUACUUCAUAGAAUUGGACACUGCUGACCAUGCACAUGGACACUCCCUUUCUUGGUGUCUUUGACACCGUCUGGUGCCUUUGCCUAUGCUGGAGGGGAAGAAGUUCUCUGAACCAGGCCUCCAGUCCUUUCACUCUCUUCAAAAAUGCAUCUAUUCUUCAUCUUCUUAAGUGAUGACUCCUAUUUUUAUCCUUGGCCUACUUCCCAAAGAACCCAGGCAUAUGAUUUGCUAAAUAGUUCAGCUGUUGUCUCUAAAAAUUGAAUUUCACGGGCUGGGAAUUUAGCUCGGUGGUCUCAUCGCCUGCUGCGCAAGUGCAAGGACCUGAGUUCGAUCCCUGGUACCAAAAAAAAAAAAAUUGAAUUUCACUCUUCUUAUCUAUUGUACUCCUCUCAGCUGCCCAAUAUUUCCAGCUACAAUCUGUCUUUCCAUUUUCCUUGCUUCCCCUAUCCCACACCUCCAGCCAUUUCACUUUUCUGUGAAUAGUUUUUUCAGGAAUCACUUUAAUUGGUUCUCCUGUCCACCAUCUCAGAAAGAUAAUUUUGGAAACACUGAUGUUUCCAGAAAGAGACAGAAGCCUCUGUCUAGACCUUUCAUGGGUUAGAAUCAAGUUACGGACUGUAGUAUUCAGGACUCUGCAUAGUGACAUCUUCCUGUCUUUUUCUGACAAAGCCAAAGCUCCCUCAUGUUGAGUGUCCAUCUUUGACUCUGUCCUGCAUUUCCCAGCUUCCUACGGUUGUUGUUUAGGUUUUCUCCCAUCUUUUGCUGUCCUCAAGUCCCCAUUUCUUCAGGACUCAGCCCAAGUUUUCUAUUCCUUCCUCACUGCCCCACACCAUGAGAUUGGCUCAUUUUGUUCUACUCCAAUAGCUCUUAAUAAUACCACUGACUUAUAUUGGAACUUCAGUAGAACAGGGCAGUCAGUAUCUGAUGUCAUGCUGGUCUCCCCAAGAAACCUAAGCUCUUGAGAGACAACCCUUGGCACUGUUACAGCAUAGUGACAUUCCUUAGGCACGUUGGGAGUUUUCUUCCCUCAUGUGACUUCAACGAGGGCAAACAGCUUUCUGGCUACUGGAUUCUGUGACCUUAUACAUGUUGGCUUUUGCUCUUAAAGAGAACAAGAAGAUAAGUUGGUUUCAAAAACCAAGGUUGGCCACAAGUAGACACAUGACUGUCGUGGAGUCCACUUGGCUCAACCCUUUGAGCCCCUGAGAAGUAUCACUGCUUGUGCUGAGAGUGCACUGGAGGAACUCUCUCACACCAAAGGAAACCUGUGGUGUGGAUGAGGGUGAGCUGGCUGAGGCACUUCCGGCCAGGGUUUGGCUGGGCAGCUGUGUGUAGGAAGCACACAGAGGCUCCCUGCAGAGACUGUGGGCUUCUUCUCCUGCCCCACCUUGGGUAGAAGGGCAAUUUUUGUUAGGGUGAAUCUGUCCAAGUCAUGGAUGUUAAUAGAGGACCUUGUUUUCUUGCUACAGAUUACUGAGUACAUUGCUUUCUUGGGGGGGGGGGGGUUGGUACCGGGGAUCGAACUUGGGUCCUUGCGCUUGCGAGGCAGGCAGCGGAACCACUGAGCUAAAUCCCCGGCCCGAAUCUGAGUACAUUGUUUAGAGUUCAUGUCUGGAUUCUGAGGGGGUGAAGGCCAGUGCAUCUAGAAAGCCUAAGACCACUCAGAAAAGACCUGACAACUAACUAUACUGACAUUCUUUUUCCGCAUUGAUGGCUUUUAAUGAAACAUUCAGUGAUAGAACUCUGUACCUCUAAAAUUCCCGAUGGUUAUAUUCAUUUUCUUCUCCAGUCUUUGUUUUUACAGGGUAACUUGGUACAUAAUGCUGGAUGUGAUGAAAGCUAGAGCACCUUACACAUGUUCUCAACCAUUUGAACAUGGAGGAAGGUGUACACCACCAAACCUGUGUACACCAAACCUGUGGUUCCACCAGGCUCUUUCCUGAAAACCCUUGCUAGGAAGGUUGAGUUUGGCAUUGCUUGCUUAAGGAUGCUGGAAAGAAAUUUUUUUUUUUUUUUUUUUGGUAUUGGGGAUCGAACUCGGGUCCCUGCAUUUGCAGGGCAGACGGCAGAACCACUGAGCUAAAUCCCCGGCCCUGGAAAGAAAUUUUUUGAGGUUUAAUGUUAACUGUACAUCCAGAGCCAGGAGAGACUUUCAGCUCAGCUAGAUCUAUAAGUUAGAUGUGAAUUUCCUAAAUACUCCAGUUUAGAAACUUGUCUGUAAAGGGUUUGUGUCUGAGCUGUAUAGUAUGGAAACUGCCAACAAAGCCAGCCUCCUUACACUCUGAUAGAUUUUCUUUUAACUCACGAGAGACCAUGUUAAGUGAACAUUUGAUUGUUGAAAUUGUUUCCCUUCUCUUUUGUUUGCCUGAUUAGUAGAUUGCCACUGUUUAGCAAUGUUUUAUAUUUUAAAUUUUUUGUAACUUAAUUAACUUUAUAUUUUUUAAAGCUUAUUGUGGUCUAAUGAUAAGUAUUUCUCAGUAUGUGAUGUUUUACUGAGCUUCUAUAAAUGCCAUGUCACUGUAGUUUUGUGUUAUUGAACAGAAACCAAAAUAAAUUUAAGAUAUCAAAGCAA
Molecule: messenger RNA, 5885 nt
Organism: Heterocephalus glaber (naked mole-rat)
Lineage: Eukaryota; Metazoa; Chordata; Mammalia; Rodentia; Bathyergidae
Gene: Tgoln2
Product: trans-golgi network protein 2
Cellular component (GO): trans-Golgi network; endosome; trans-Golgi network transport vesicle
Source: RefSeq, a predicted model, not a curated record